Molecule: messenger RNA, 495 nt
Organism: Spirometra erinaceieuropaei
Lineage: Eukaryota; Metazoa; Platyhelminthes; Cestoda; Diphyllobothriidea; Diphyllobothriidae
Source: the annotation of a GenBank genome assembly
AUGCGCAUCCACGAGAGCGGAAUUGACCGCAGCCUUGACACACCCACCCCGCCGAGCCCCACUCCCAAUCCACCACCUUGUGCACCCACUAACCACUCCCCAGCCGACAUCGACGCCACUGACCUUACCACCCCUCACUCCUCCCCUUCCUCCUCCUCUUCCUCCAUCACUGCCACAACGACGGCCACUUCGGCGUCUGUCGCCCACGACUUCACCACAGCCGAACCUGACACAACAACAGGCACAACCCCUGCAACCUCCAUCAUCAGACGUGAGGGCCAAGACUACAUCUGCCCUCACUGCGAUCGCACCUCCAAUUCACGCAUCGGCCUGGUCGGUCACUUGCGAAUCCAUCGCACAGAGACUGGCGAACCAGUGCCUGGAGCACCAACCUACACUCACCGCACUCGCCUCCACUGCCCACACUGCCCUCGCACUUUCACGUAUCGCAUGGGUCUAUUCGGCCACAUGCGCAUCCACUACGACCUGCGGUAG